Molecule: messenger RNA, 3142 nt
Organism: Thunnus maccoyii (southern bluefin tuna)
Lineage: Eukaryota; Metazoa; Chordata; Actinopteri; Scombriformes; Scombridae
Gene: smad5
Product: SMAD family member 5
Exons: 7
Coding region: 824-2245 (473 amino acids)
Biological process (GO): transforming growth factor beta receptor signaling pathway; cell differentiation; regulation of transcription by RNA polymerase II
Cellular component (GO): heteromeric SMAD protein complex
Molecular function (GO): I-SMAD binding; RNA polymerase II cis-regulatory region sequence-specific DNA binding; DNA-binding transcription factor activity, RNA polymerase II-specific
Source: RefSeq, a predicted model, not a curated record
AACAUGGACCCUGCUGUAUGUGGACUCUGAGGACUGAAUGAAGAAUCCGCUCUCCGGCCACUAUCUGCGGGAGAGUAGCGGCUCGUCCACGGAAAUGGGUGUGGAAUAGCGAUUAGCAGAUUAAUUAAUUAAAGUUAAAUGAAUUAACAACGCGGGCACUGUGGGAGCACCGAACAACGGACGACAAAGGACAACAAUACAGAACAAACCGCAGAGCUCCAGACUGAGUGGAGCCAGCAACUAGUGAGACGUCCCAGAGCCGCAGCACGACCACCAAGGCUGGUGGACUAAAACACAGAUUGCACCAGUUAGUUGGAGAUCCAAGUCAAGGCGGAGAGGAGCUGGGAGUUAUUGAGGAGAAGAGGUCACUUCUUGAUUUCUUAGCCUGUCAGCUUGCUCCAGUGAGAUCUGCUACAGACUGUCUGUUGGACAGAAGUCCUGAUCUCAGCUCCUGCAGACUGCACCCCCUCCCUCCAUCAGUGGUGGUGACCCUACUCCGGACAGCUUGCUGCAGGGCCCUUCCUGAGCAGCAGCAGCUGCGUCCUGCUUGCUGACUCCCCUCCCUCCCCUGCUUCCUGUCCUUGGUCAGACAAGGCCAAAGCCUCCUCUCCUCUCCCCUACCCCACCCCUGAUCUCCCACACACACUUGCAUUCACACACUCAAGUGGUUUCUCUUGUUGACCACACGCUCGCACACCUUUUUAAGCUACUAACGCUAGUUGGAAAUCAUCAGUAAGGGACUUGCAGACCUCCUGAUCCCUCUGGAGUGACCAGCAACCACAGAGUUUGUCUGUUUGUUUUAACCUAUACUACAGCCUCCAGCAUGACCUCCAUGUCCAGUCUCUUCUCCUUCACAAGCCCGGCAGUCAAACGCCUGCUCGGCUGGAAGCAGGGAGAUGAGGAGGAGAAAUGGGCAGAAAAGGCAGUGGAUGCUCUUGUGAAAAAGCUGAAGAAGAAGAAAGGUGCCAUGGAGGACCUGGAGAAAGCCCUGAGCUGCCCCGGGCAGCCCAGCAAGUGUGUUACCAUUCCAAGAUCACUGGACGGCCGGCUACAGGUUUCCCACAGGAAAGGUCUUCCUCAUGUAAUCUACUGCAGAGUGUGGCGCUGGCCAGACCUCCAGUCCCACCACGAGCUCAAGCCCCUGGAGGUGUGCGAAUAUCCAUUUGGCUCCAAACAGAAGGAGGUCUGCAUCAACCCAUAUCACUACAAGCGAGUGGAGAGUCCUGUGCUCCCUCCUGUCCUGGUACCACGGCACAGCGAGUUCAACCCACAGCACAGCUUGCUGGUACAGUUCCGCAACCUCACCCACAACGAGCCGCACAUGCCCCUGAACGCCACCUUUCCAGAGUCCUUCCAGCAGCCACACAGUGGGGGCAGCUGCACUGGUGGAGGUGGAGGAGGUGGCUCUUUUCCAAUUUCUCCCAACUCUCCUUAUCCUCCCUCUCCAGCCAGCAGUGGUACUUAUCCAAACUCUCCUGCCAGCUCGGGGCCCUCCAGUCCAUUCCAGCUCCCAGCUGACACCCCACCCCCAGCCUACAUGCCCCCUGAUGAGCAGCUGGGCCAGGAGAGCCAGUCAAUGGAAACGAGCAGCAGCCUGGUGCCGCAGAACGUGGCCAGAGGAGAUGUGCAACCAGUGGAGUAUGAGGAGCCAAGCCACUGGUGCUCUAUUGUCUACUAUGAACUCAACAAUCGCGUAGGUGAGGCUUACCAUGCUUCGUCAACCAGUGUGCUUGUGGAUGGCUUCACUGACCCUUCAAACAACAAGAACCGCUUCUGCCUCGGACUGCUGUCCAACGUCAACCGCAACUCCACAAUUGAGAACACCCGCCGACACAUUGGCAAAGGAGUGCACCUGUACUACGUGGGAGGGGAGGUGUACGCAGAGUGCCUCAGUGACACCAGCAUUUUUGUCCAGAGCCGUAACUGUAAUUACCACCACGGCUUCCACCCCACCACUGUCUGCAAGAUCCCCAGCGGCUGUAGCCUCAAGAUAUUCAACAACCAGGAGUUUGCUCAGCUUCUGGCCCAGUCAGUCAACCACGGCUUUGAGGCCGUUUAUGAGCUCACUAAGAUGUGCACCAUCAGAAUGAGUUUUGUCAAGGGCUGGGGAGCCGAGUACCACCGACAGGACGUCACGAGCACCCCCUGCUGGAUCGAGGUGCACCUGCACGGGCCCCUCCAGUGGCUGGACAAGGUGCUAACACAAAUGGGUUCGCCUCUCAACCCAAUCUCCUCUGUGUCCUAAUGAUGGACUUGUGGGAGCUUGGGAGAUCCUUUUUUUCUUUCUUUUUUCUUUUUUUUUUUUUUUUUUUCCAUUUUUUCCCCCCUCAGUGAUUUUAUAAUUUAAGGUGGUCUUAAUGGCUGAACUGUUUACACUUACUUUGGGAAGGGAUAUUGAAAUCUGGCCGGAAAUGCAACAGCUGCAGCCAGAAUCCAGUAACAGUAACGUUACAAGCGAAUACCUGGAGAAAGAGAGGAAACAGGAACGCCCAAGUAGCAGUAACGACACGGACACACUACUGCUUGACAAUACUACAACACCUGCAACUAGAGAGGGCUCCAUUGUCAAGCUUGAAUCUGUCAAAUGUUAAUUUUUUGCAUCAAAUUUUAUUGUUUUCUCAAAUGAUUUUAUUUCUCUAUAUGUGUAGUUUUUAAUGAAGCAGAACUGUCACUACUCUGCCUUAUGUCUGACAGAUAAAUUGGAAUUUUACUGAACACUUUUCUUACAAUGUUGUCUCAAUGUCAGAUAUUUACAAUUAUGAUAUAGACACGAUUAUGUUUACCAUUAGGCUCAGAUAUAACAAAUGCUUUUUUAUAGUCUCUACUGCUAGAAAUGAACACUGAGCUACUGCCUUUUUGAUAAAGUUAUGUAUGCCGACCUGAUAGUUUUUGAUAUGGGAGAUCAAUCACUGAACAAGUUUAACACGCCAUAAGCUAACAACAUUGUGAAUGUUACAUCUAUUGCAAUAGAAGUAGUCAUUUAUGAUAUAAUCAGACAAUGGACAUCAUCAUUAUUGAUUCUUGUUUGUACUCUCGAGUUCAAGUAAGAAUGACUGUAUUUUCCAUACUCACUGUAUUAACAAUAUUGUGCACUCAUGGAUUUUGUGGAGGCAUAUUAAAUUUUGGCGUGGGUACCAAGGCA